UCGGAAGGAAGGGAGGAAAAGAGGUUUGCAAAUGGUGGCGCUCACCUCCUUAUCCCCAGCGCCACCGCGCCCGUCUCCGACUCCGGCGCCUCCUCGCCGCGGGCCGCCACCUCGCGGCCGUGCCUACUCUCCGCGCGGCGUGAUCCUCCGCGCCGCCGCCGUCGCGGACGCCACGCCCGGCGCCGACGACUACCACUCCACCAUCCGCUCCCUCAACUCGCGCGGCCGCCACGUCCCUCGGAAAUCCCUCGGCCAGAACUACAUGCUGAACUCCAAGGUGAACGAGGCGCUGGCGGCGGCGGCGGGGGUGGAGGAGGGGGACGUCGUGCUCGAGAUCGGACCGGGCACCGGGUCGCUCACCGCCGCGCUGCUCGUGGCCGGCGCAACAGUCUUCGCCGUCGAGAAGGAUAAGCAUAUGGCUACCCUUGUGAAAGAUAGGUUUGAAUCUACAGAACGAUUGAAGGUCAUUGAAGAAGACAUCACAAAAUUUCACAUUCGCUCCCAUUUUCUUCCUUUCAUGAAGGAGAAAUAUAAUGACACCAAAAAACGUGCAAAGGUUGUUUCAAACUUACCAUACAAUGUUAGCACCGAAGUUGUCAAACUACUUCUCCCAAUGGGGGAUAUUUUCUCUGUCGUGGUGCUUAUGCUUCAGGAUGAAACGGCAGCACGCCUUGCAGAUUCUUCAAUACAAACUCCGGAGUACCGACCUAUAAAUGUGUUUGUCAAUUUCUACUCAGAACCUGAAUAUAAGUUCAGAGUAGACAGAGAGAAUUUUUUUCCUCGACCGAAGGUUCAUGGUGCUGUUAUCAGCUUUAAACUAAAGAACGCGGAGGAGUAUCCACCAGUUGGUUCCCCCAAAAGCUUCUUUUCAAUGGUCAGUGUGAAUUCUGCUUUUAAUGGGAAGCGCAAGAUGCUUAGGAAAUCUCUUCAGCACCUAUGCUCUUCUUCUGAGAUCGAGGCCGCUCUUCACAAAAUUGGUCUUCCAGUUACAGCUAGACCUUCUGACCUGAAGUUGGACGAUUUCGUGAGAUUGCACAGUCACCUGGUGGAAGUUUGAUUAUAUGCAGUGCCUUCGAAAUGCCUAGGGAAUUGCUUGUUGGCGUGAUGAUGAAGUGAGCGGGGCCUGACUGCCCGAGAGUUGCGCUGCAGCUGGGUUUUCUUCAUGGGUUACAGGUGCCUCCAGCUCACCUGCCGCAAUGUUGUGUUUGGUCUACUGGCACGCAAUCAGCAGUUCUCCUCCAUGGAUGGUGAUGUUCAAGCUUGAAAGCAAUAUUUUUCCAUGCCGUGGAAAUUGUACAAUCCUGCAGAAAAGAAGGACGCUAUAUGUGUCACGUAUUUACAGUUCACUUGAUCUAUCGACUAGAUGACUACCAUGUACAUACUGGAUCUACUACCCUGGCUCAUCUCUUCGCAAAUAGAGGAGGCGAUGUAAAGGCCAAAGAUGCAUGCCGGAGCAAUCUAAGGCAGAGCAAAGACGCUUCACGCCGGUGCAUGGUAUGGUGCUGAUAGAUAGAGGUGCCAGGUUUAGACGUCAAUCAUAAACUGUACUGAAAGGACACUUUAUCCUCUCUUUCAGAUAGCCAAAAAAAAAGUUCAUGGUAAUCACGUUUAGAUGGUAAAAAAAAAAGGUUUCCAUGAGAUCCAGAUCCAGCCCAGCUCAUGUUGGAUUUCUUACAAAAUUCCUAUGAAUUCGGACAUAUCCUGUCAGAAUCCAUAAGCAUUUUGUUUAGAAGUGAAUCCAUAAGCAUUUCAUAGGAUGCAAUCUUUUAUUUAAAACGUGUGUAUGAAAUUGUCCUAUAUAAUUAGAAUUCUACAAAUUUCCUGCA
This is a messenger RNA of Panicum hallii, 1826 nucleotides long. RefSeq names its product ribosomal RNA small subunit methyltransferase, chloroplastic. The transcript is spliced from 11 exons. Bases 32 to 1057 code for a protein of 341 amino acids. Lineage: Eukaryota; Viridiplantae; Streptophyta; Magnoliopsida; Poales; Poaceae. Gene Ontology annotation, cellular component: mitochondrial matrix. The record is from RefSeq and is a predicted model, not a curated record. Gene Ontology annotation, molecular function: rRNA (adenine-N6,N6-)-dimethyltransferase activity. Gene Ontology annotation, biological process: rRNA methylation.